Molecule: messenger RNA, 1596 nt
Organism: Caenorhabditis briggsae
Lineage: Eukaryota; Metazoa; Nematoda; Chromadorea; Rhabditida; Rhabditidae
Gene: Cbr-madf-11
Product: Protein CBR-MADF-11
Exons: 8
Coding region: 1-1596 (531 amino acids)
Biological process (GO): regulation of transcription by RNA polymerase II
Cellular component (GO): transcription regulator complex; nucleus
Source: RefSeq, a predicted model, not a curated record
AUGACCGACAGGAGGAGGCACGUCUCCGAAAGUCUUCAAAUCGCUGGAAUCAAAAAUAGCAUGACCAGUGUUGCUUCGAAUUCUCAAAAUGCCCAACGACCCAAUACAGGACUUCAACAGCCGUUUGUCCGUGAAGAAGCACCUGGAAAAACAACCCAAUACACACUUCUCCAGCUAAUUAAUAUGGUUCGAGAAAAUCCGAUCCUCUAUGAUGAGGAAAUGCAAGCUUCUAUACCAGAUUCGCAGUUGAAAGUUCAGAAAAGAGAAAUAUGGGAUCGGAUACGAAACGAUAUCGUGUGGCAGGAUGUUUCCCUUGUUCAAGAAGUUUGGUGUGAUCUACUAGAUCAGUAUUCCAGAAAAUCUAUUGAUAUGUCCGAUAGCUUGAUUGAUGCAAUGCGAUGGACAGACUCAAUUAUCAAAAAGAAAGGAGAAUCACGUCCCCCUUCUCAGAUGAAUCCGUUAUCAUCCGGGCUCGAAAAAGACUUUUAUAACGAUGUCCCACUCGCUGACGAUGUUCUCGAGCCUGGACCGUCCCCCACGAUGAAGUAUGAUUAUGUUGUUAUCCAACCACCAUCAAUAGGACAUGUCCGGACAAGCGUACACCAACCAGUUCAGCCAUCCCAAAACAACACUCAGUAUCCCCAGAAACGGAGGUCACCGUCCCCACGGGAAACUGAAGCAAUUGUGCGAUCGUAUCCUCUUGAUUCUCCGAAAAGAAUCAAUCAUCGAAUACCAAGCCAACAAGAGCAUAAGUUGGCGACGCCAGUAAAAAAGGAGCCGAGUGCGAUGAUUUACAACAGACAAUCUUUAGUGGUUGAAGGCGAUCCGACGGCCUAUGGGAACACGAAUACAAAAAUGUACAAAGUGAUUAGGAACUCAACACAUCAAGCGACUGUUCAUGUGACACCCAAUCGAAGAAUACAUCAAAUUCCACACGAAUCGAGCAAUAUUGGAUACGAGACCAUGCCAGACCAAAUCAUUGAGCCACCAACUCAUUCCGAACCUCCGAGAAAAAAAAUUAUGAUAGACGCUCGACAACGGAGCAACACAGUAGCCGGACCAAGCUCGUCCCGAAUGCCAGCUACUCAUUCUGGCCCAAUUCAAAAUGUGAAAAUGAUUAACAGUAGUGGUCCGCUUGUUGAGGAAGACAUCAUUAUGGGGGAAAGUCGAGAAAUUAAAAUAGGUCCUUCCGGUCUCAUAAUGACGUCGCAACACACUUCUAGUGCUGGAGAUCUUGAAAUGGAUCCUUCUUCGUCGGACGAUCAGAUGCAUCAUUAUCAUCAUCAAGAUAUAGAAGAUGGAGGAGUCGUUGACGAUAUUGAACAGCAAAUUGUUGUUACUAGUGGACCGAACAACGAGAUUUCAAUGCAGUAUAACGAAGAUGUCGCCUUUCAGCAGCAUAUAAACAGCAUAUUGAACAGGCUGAGCGAUGAAGAUAAGACCCUAAUGAAGUUCAACAUGCAAAAAAUUAUUCUCGAUGCAAAGUUCGGACCAGGAACCGCGAGGAACAUACUGAAAGAGGACGAUUUAUUGGAAAUUGUAGAGUCUCAAGUGGAAAUCGAUGUGGAUCCUGUGUCGAAUGAAGAUCAGAUUUAG